Messenger RNA from Pieris brassicae (large cabbage white), 4725 nucleotides. Its product is annotated as trichohyalin-like. The record is from RefSeq and is a predicted model, not a curated record. Bases 193 to 4593 code for a protein of 1466 amino acids. NCBI's taxonomy places the organism in Eukaryota, Metazoa, Arthropoda, Insecta, Lepidoptera, Pieridae. The transcript is spliced from 13 exons.
GUCUCAUAAAAUCUUUAAAUUAAAUCGAUAUCUGUGACUGAGUAUUUGAAGUCUGUGACCCGUGUGAAAAUUUUCGGAUUUAAUAAAAAAUAUAUUACUUUACAUUACAGAAAGAUACUUAAUGGAUUUUUAAGUACAUCUAUGUAUAAGAUGUUAAUAGUUGCGCUUUGAAAGAAUAUUAGUAUAGUAAAGAUGAUGAUAACAAUCCAUGGUUUACCACCAAACGUCAAAUAUCAUGAUCUUAAAGCAGUAAUUAAACAAGAAUGCAAUGUCACCGACUUCAUUUUGGAUAAUCUUCUACCUGAAGGAAAUGGUUUGAAGAAAGUUCGUAUGGGCUUAGCUAAUGAUAGUGAGGGAAACCAUUUAAUAAAAAUUUUGGACGGUUACAAUUUCUCAGGGUAUAUUCUGCAAGUCACGACUAUCGGUAAAUCUGCAAGCAUUCAAAGCGAGCAGCAAAAUGCAUUCCCUGACUACUCAAGAGUGGACCCCUGGAACAACCAAGCGCAGUGGAAUAGUGCUCAGCAACAACAGCAGAAUCAACAUAAUUACCAGCAAAUUAACAGCUAUGCUCCUUCGAAUGUUGGUAAUCAACCUCCCAGGACCCAAUAUGAUCAAAGAAUAUCAAUCCUUGAUAGAAUCGGUCCACCUUCUCAAGGUUUUUCAGUUACUCCAAAAACUUCUCCUCCACACACAGUCUCGCAAGUUUCAAGUCAACCCUCCCGAGGGGGUUACCUUCGGAGUGUAGAAUUAGUUGAUACCUCACAUGUACCACAGAGACAAGACAACUUUGUUGGAACUCACAACAGGCCUACGACAAUAAAUAAAGAUAACUUUCGCGGUAGACAAUACAAUACUCCAACUGAACAAAAUCUGGGACAUUACCAACAGCAAUCGUGGGGUCCACAGGUUCCCAAACAGGAUCUUUUACCCAAAAAUCCGAGAACAGCUUAUGAUACUCCAUCACAGGACAAACGGGCACCGAUAAAAGAUGCUAUAAAGGAUAUGUCUUUCAAAGAAAAGCACCAAUUCCAAGGAAGAGCACUGGAAAUUUCAUCACAGGAACGCAUAGAUUCCACUAGAAGGAACAUUCCUUCGUCUGACAUACACAUGUCUCACCCGAGACGCUUUUCACCACCCGAAAGACGCGUAUCGCCAAAUGCGAGACGCACGUCCCCUGAACGGCCAGGAAGGCCCAGUUCUCCCUCGUACAGACCCGUUAUACCCGACUCGCAGUACAGACCGUUUCAAGAGUCGCAAUCCUACAGAGCCUCUUCGCCCUCAAACCGGCAAAUUGUACAAUCUGGUAGACGUGUGUCUCCCGGAAGGCGGAUGUCACCAACCGCUCAGCGAAUUUCGCCUUUUGGUAGAUCAAUUUCUAUGCAAGGAAGACCAGUUUCUCCUUCGCGGAGGAGAAUAUCGCCUGGAAGAAAGAUGUCACCAACGGGAAGAGGACGUGCAAGACAUGUUUCACCGAUGCGAAAGGAGGCAAUGGAUGAAAGAAACAUUUCGGGGAGACGCGAAGAUAUGAGACGUACUUCACCAAAAAGACCCGUACAAGAGAGGUACUCGCCUGCCAGAAAUUUCAAUGAUACAAGACUUGCAAAACAAGUGAGGCCCGCGUAUGACUCCGCCUUGGAUUCCAAACAAGCUACGUACUCAGGUGGCUUUCGUCAAAAUGAAAAUGUACGAUACGCGAAUAAAGGCCGAGAAGAAAGAGCAGAUCCUUGGACAAACAGAGUCGGUGAACAUAACAAAAGUCAUGCUGAGGAUAGAAGAGAUAUGGGUAGAAUGGCGAAAUUUGAGCUUCCAAGAUCAAUCGAACAUUCUAGAGUGAUGGAAGAUGAGGUGAAACGGUCUUCUUCUAGAAACCGUGAAUCAAGAUCUCCUCGACGCGAACGUUCUCCAAUUCGUGAUCGCUUCAAGCGCCAUUCGCCAUCACCGAGGUCUCCAAGACGAUCAUGGGCGCUGGAAAAGAGACGGAGCCCCGAAGAUGCUGAAGUACCGCCUCCACCGAUUUGGCCAGGACAAGAUCACAGUGCUAUAAAAGAUAUUCGUGAAAAAAGAAAACCCUAUCCUGCUCAGGCACAGGCUAGUCGUGGUCCAACUUGGGAUAUGAAUAAAUACGAACCUACUCUUAAUGAACGCAGGGAAAUUCGUACAACCGCUGAUGAUAGAAGAGUUUUUGAACGUCCAUCGAUACAAGUGCGCAAGGAUUUAGAAAAAUGGAAGCCAAUAGGAAACGAUAGUCCGAAACUUAGUCCGCCUCGUUAUAAACCAGAAGAAAAUGAGAGGGCACUGCGUAGAAGGGACAUUGAAAUCCGUCAUCAAGAUCACCGGAUGCAAGACAAUGAACGAAAGAUACGACCAGAUAGGAAAGAAUUUGAAGAGCCUCGACGUGACGACGAAAGACACUAUAAGUCGGCCUUUACUGAUGCAUCGGAGUUCUCAAAAAUUAAAGAAGAAUUAACACGCCGCAUCGAAAAAAAGUCGGAGAUACUAAAGAAACAAGAGGAACUGCAAAAGGAAAUUGAAGAUGUUUACAAACGCGCUGCAGACUUUACCAAGAAAGCUGAGUACAGAAAGGGUGAUCGAAGACACGAUGGAUAUAAAGAACAGCGUAGUCGGGAUGACCUCGACCCUAAAGAAUUUGACCUUCCCACCUUAACACGCUUGAAAGAAGAACGUCGUGAGAGAUAUUAUGAGCGGGAGGACACGCGGCCAGAGAGCAGAGAUAAAAUAUCAAGACAUGAGGAUUCUAGAGCAGAUGAUGCCAGUGAAAAGAGAAAUAAAGCUUGCGAAUCCAUUACAGAUAAAAUAUUAGAAAAGUUUGGUGGUAUGCUCCCGAAAGAUAUUUUAUUGCGUGUACAAAAAGAAAUGAAAGUAGCAGUUAGAAAAAUUUUAAACAGAAUGUUUGGUGAUGAAGAUGUCUCGUUCAUAGAAAUGAUAAUUAAGUUUAACUCUAAACACUCUACAAAAGAUGAAGAAGACAUAUACGAUAGAGUCUUGGCAAGUUUUUCGUAUCAAUUCAAGAAUAUAAAACGACCAGCAAAAGAUGAACCUUCUGAAAUCGCAGCAAAAAUACCAAAAAUGUCUCCGAUUUCUAAUGUAGAGAAAGAUGUUGAAGCUACUCCGAGUUAUCAACUUCAAAAUUGGCAUUACAACUACGGCACUCAACAAGUAGGCCAAAUACCUACAGCUGCCUUUAUCGCCCCUCAAUAUAUGUUUCCCUAUCCAACAUUCUUCCCAGGUUAUGCCGAAGUGCCCCAAAGUGUUAAAAUGGAAAUUAAGUCAGAGAGCGAAGGAUAUGCGUUAUUUUUGUGUAAAGAUGAUUUCCAACCAAUUAACGGUUAUGAAGCGGAUCUUUUAAAGAAUUACAUUAUCAAUCAAAUUGGUCAGGUAUCACAGAACGGCCAGGGGUGGUCACCUGACUGUACCUUGAAAGGGUUGCAGAGUCCUUUUCGGUAUGAAGUUCUUACCCGCGAUACUGCAUCAAGAGAUUGGCUCUUAGGGGUAGACUUUAGUAAAUUGAUGGGCUUUAAGGUUCUCGUUUACAGUAAGGAAGAAUUAUGGUAUGAGCGUGCUGCUAUUUGGCUGCCGGGUCAUUCGAGAUGUCGUAUAGAGCCGCUGGAAAAGCUUAAAUUGCAGAACAAGUGUCUCAAAAGCAUAAAUAUAGGUACGUGGAAGGUCGUGAAGAAGAUAGUCACUGCGAGAGGUACUCGGAUCUACGUCGACAUGCCCCCGUCCUCAGCACGGGCUUUAGAGAAUCACAAGAUGAUGCUGAGCUAUGAGCUACAAAAAGUGAGCGUCUUUCUCAAAGCCGUGGCUGUAGACAAAGAUGCUUUCGACGCAGGGUUAAAAGAUUGUUCUUUUAACCCUGAUGCUAUCCCGCAAAGUCCAAUGCCAUCUCUUCCCAAUAGCCCAAAUGCAAUCAAGUUCUGCGAGACGGGAGAUAAGCCAGUGUCUCUUACAAUUGCUCGCAAAAUUAAAGACUCUAUUGUAUACCAUCUCUUCAAAUAUCUCCAAAGCGGAGGAUCCAGUCGAACAGAUUUCGUCAAGCACGGGUUUACCGUUGCAGGUUAUUUUGGAGUCGUACCUGAAAAUGAUGAGUCUAAACUAUGGCUCACUUCCGUUGAGUUUCGCCAUAUCAAUAAUCAACCCAUAACCGUGGUCGGUGCUGACGAUUAUCACUCUCGUUCUAUUAAAAUGUUUAUUGUAUUACCUGGAGAACAGUUGUGCAAUUCAGCUUUAGUGUUAGAAAGGUUACGAGUCAGCAAUCAGGGUGUUAAAGGUAUUAAUUUCAAUAAAUGGCAAUACCGGAAGAUGGAAUAUCAGAAGGCUGCCCGUCAGUCGACUUAUGAGUUUGAAAUGGAUUUAGACUCUAUUGAAAGGAUAGAGCAUUUGAAAUUCCAGCUGGAUUAUGUUGUUAAUGGGGUCGAAAAGGUAGUUUAUGUAAAGUCUCAAUAUCCAGAAUCUAAGUUGAGGGAAAUUAUCCAAAAAUACAAGGACGAGAAUAGUGAUAAGUAUGACGUAGCUAACAUGGAAUUGUCUUCGGGUUCGGAAUCGGGGAGUGAUGAAGUUGUGUGCUUAGACUAGAAUUAUCUUAUUACAUUAUGUAUUAGUUUUAACCUUGUGUUGUGAAGCGAAUAAUAUGGUAUGGUAGGUAGAGGUAACGUAUCGUUUUAUUUAAGUUCUGUUAAACUUUACGAAUAUAUUUUAUGGACAUCA